Drosophila eugracilis is the source of this 1471-nucleotide messenger RNA. RefSeq lists its product as uncharacterized. Lineage: Eukaryota; Metazoa; Arthropoda; Insecta; Diptera; Drosophilidae. The coding region runs from base 319 to 1245 and encodes 308 amino acids. Gene Ontology annotation, molecular function: serine-type endopeptidase activity. Gene Ontology annotation, biological process: proteolysis. The transcript is spliced from 3 exons. The record is from RefSeq and is a predicted model, not a curated record.
UAUUGCUUUAUCGCCGGACAUCGGGCCGUAGCAAUAAUAACAACAAUACCAGAACGAAUCGGAAUCAAAACUCACGAAACCAAAACAAAAAUGAUGGAAUUAUCUAAGAACGCUUUUUGCGAAUUUGCGUUCGUUCGAUUUAGGAGAGAAGCUCGCGCUAUAAUUUCUUCAUUCAUCGCUCGGAGCUCCCGACAGGUGAACCUCUAACUACGCUCGCCGUGAAAAACUUUAGAUCUUCGAUCUUUCGAUCUUUGGGAUCAGUUAUUUUUGGUUUUUUUUUUUGUUUUUGAUUUGUGUGAUCCGGGAUACGUUUUUGCAAUGCAGCUCAACGAUCAUUGGCGAAAGAUCGUGAAGACACUAAUCUUCGCGUUUUUGUGCACUGAAAUGCAAACAACCUAUACCCAUCGAGAUUUGGCGGCAAAACGUGGUAUUAGUUUGGCUGAAAUGGAUGCCAUUGCAGCGACCACAGGAGAGGAUCGACUGAGGCAAAAAAUGAUGGCACCUCAUCAGGCAUCCAUACGAUUGUUGGCCCAGGAAAGGGACUACUUUGGCAAGGGUCACAUCUGCUCGGGCGCCUUGGUGGCACCCUCUGUUGUCCUCACAGUCAGUAGUUGCAUCUACAGCCAGGUGAAGAAGAAUUACUAUCAUCCAUCAGAAAUACGCGUGAUGCUCGGUAGCCCCCAGAGAUUUGCUCCCCAUGAGCAGGGAUUAGUUUUCGGUGUUACCCAUAUCCACCAUCCUCCCAAGGACCUAGCUCUGGCCAUCCUAAUGCUAGAACAGGAUGUGCCAACGGAUCAUCCCAAUAUCCAAGCAAUUAGCCUUCCAUCGCCGGGAGCCACUUCAGUCUUGGAUUCCGAAUCUAGUAAUCGUUUGCAGAUAAGCACCUGGGGCUAUGAUGGCGAUAUUCGGGAACUCCACGAUCUGGUGACAUUGAAUGCCACCCACACAUCUUGUCACCAGCAGCAGCAGAGUAAAUCUUCAAGGAUUUGUGUACAACCAGAGGCCAUGGGUUCCAUUCGUGGACAGCUUUAUAUGGAUGCCGGUGCUACGCUAACGGAGAGAGAUCGUUUGCUUGGCUUAAGGAGCAUCGAUGGCGGAUUCGAGGAUGUGGCCAGCCAUGUGGAAUGGAUAAUGGCAAAGAUUGGUGAUGGUGGUAAUCAAAACAGCUCCAUUUGGGGCAUCAUGGGAUUCCUGGUAUUUACCGGUUACGUGAUCACCAUAAGUAGAAAGAGUUUUUCUACCUAAAAAACUUUUCUUGGGAAUUCCAAAAGGGAAAAUGGGGGAAACUAGUCAUGUAAGAUUUCCAAGGCUUAACAGCAAUGAUAAAGCCAAGGAGUGUGAUAAUCUCGAUUGGAACUUUAGUUAUUAAGAUACUUAUAUUGUCUUCCAAAGAUGCUUUCCACUACAGAAGUAAUAAUACAAUAUACAUAGAAUUAACAAAAUUAUUUACAAUAAAUAUACAUACAUUGUU